Thalassophryne amazonica is the source of this 1051-nucleotide messenger RNA. RefSeq names its product lactamase, beta 2 (gene lactb2). The transcript is spliced from 8 exons. The record is from RefSeq and is a predicted model, not a curated record. Lineage: Eukaryota; Metazoa; Chordata; Actinopteri; Batrachoidiformes; Batrachoididae. Bases 78 to 938 code for a protein of 286 amino acids. Gene Ontology annotation, cellular component: mitochondrial matrix. Gene Ontology annotation, molecular function: RNA endonuclease activity; single-stranded RNA binding.
UUUGAGCAAGUUGUAGCGAGUUUUGUUUAUCACCCGGUUAACUCUUGGUUAGUUAGUUAGUUGUGUUUGUUUUAGAUAUGAGUUACGUUCUUCCUCGCGUCGAGCAGCUGUCUGCUCGUGUUGUUCGGGUUUUGGGCUGUAACCCGGGACCGAUGACACUUCAGGGAACCAACACCUACCUGGUAGGAACUGGAAAAAGACGGGUGUUGAUAGACACUGGAGAACCGGCUGUCCCUGAAUACAUCAGCAUGCUGAAACUGGCCUUGAAAAAGUUCAACACCAGCAUCCAGGAGAUCAUCCUCACACACUGGCAUCACGACCACGUAGGCGGCGUCGCCGAUAUCUGCCGGGACAUCACAGGUCCUGAGGUCCGGGUCAGUAAACUGUCUCGCUCUGAUCAGGCCCGGGAGGAAUUCGGAAGCAAGAGCCUCACUUAUUUGAAAGAUGGAGAUGUGAUCAAGACAGAAGGCGCCACGCUCAAAGUGCUUUUCACCCCAGGUCACACUGAUGACCACAUGGCCCUCCUCCUGGAAGAGGAGCUGGUGAUCUUUUCUGGAGAUUGCAUCCUGGGUGAGGGCACAGCAGUCUUUGAGGAUCUCUAUGAGUACAUGAAAUCCUUGAACAUUCUGCUGGAAUGCAGGUCUAACCUGAUCUACCCAGGUCACGGCGGCGUGGUACACGAUGCUGACUCGAAGAUCCGAGACUACAUCAGACACCGGAACCAGAGAGAGCAGCAGAUCCUAGAGGCCAUUCAGUUUGGACAAGGGACACCCUUAUCCUCCAAGGAACUUGUCAAGAUGAUCUAUAAGGAAACCCCUGAAUACCUGCACAAGGCAGCUGAGAUCAAUGUGAUCCAUCACUUAAAGAAACUGGAGAAAGAAGGAAAGAUUGGCCUGGUGGCUGAAUCCUCACAGAACAAAUGGAAGAGUUUGCUGUGAUCAGACGGUGAACAAAUGAACAGUGUGUGUUUUAGACAUUUUACAGUUUGUGUUAAUUUAAUGAUCAUUGUUUAUUUGUCAAUGCCUGAAACACUAGCACUAUAUAUAUAUAU